Molecule: messenger RNA, 916 nt
Organism: Vigna unguiculata (cowpea)
Lineage: Eukaryota; Viridiplantae; Streptophyta; Magnoliopsida; Fabales; Fabaceae
Product: Late embryogenesis abundant (LEA) hydroxyproline-rich glycoprotein family
Biological process (GO): defense response to other organism
Cellular component (GO): plasma membrane; plasmodesma
Source: RefSeq, a predicted model, not a curated record
CCACCCCCUCUUCCUUAACGUUGUGAGCAUCUUUCUUUCAACUUUCUCUCCCUCUCUUUCUUCCUCUUUCUCUCACAAAUGUCUAAAAUCACAAUAACCUCUCCAAAACACUGUGGUGCCAAAGAAGGGUUGAAAAUUAAGAGCAACUACAAGAAGCUCUACUUCACUCUGUCAGCAUUAUUUACCUCAAUUCUGCUGCUAAUACUUCUCAUCUGGCUCAUCCUCCACCCUGCCAAGCCUCAAUUCUCCCUCAAAGAAGUUGACAUCUACCAGCUCAGUCUCUUAGGCCCCAACCUCAACUCCUCCAUCCAACUCACCCUCUUCUCCAAAAACCCAAACCAGAAAGUCGCCAUUUACUAUGACGAGAUUCAAGUUUAUGCAACCUACAAGGGCCAGCAAAUUACCGGUGACACUCCUGUGCCACCCUUCUACCAGGGCCAAGAAGAGAGUAACCUCAUAACGGCCUCUUUGGUGGGAAACAUUUUACCUGUGGCUCCCUCUCUCGGCUUCGAACUGGGUCGUGAUCAAACUGUUGGAAGACUAGUUUUGAAUCUCAAAGCCAAUGGAAAGCUUCGUUGGAAGGUCGGAACUUGGGUUUCUGGCCGUUACAGGUUCAAUGUUAACUGUGUUGCCAUCAAUGCCUUUGGACCCUCUGUUCCUUCUGCUCCUCUCAUCUCCAACCAAGGGACGCAGUGCUCUACCACACUUUAAAUUUUUUACCAUCUUCUUCCUGACUUCAAUGUAUAAAUGGUAAUGAUAUAAUCCAAGGCUUUCUUGUUUGCAGAUUUCGGUUGCCUUUGUACUGAAACGUGUUUUUGCAGCCGCUAAGUGAUUUGUAAAUAAAAUAUAUGUUAAUGAUAGGACAAAAAGUUACACUUUGUGAGUGAAAAAUGAAAAGAGAAUGCUUAUUAUCUUA